CUUUUCCAUAUUUUUCAAUAUUCACUCCAAUAGUAAAUCCACUUUUCAAAAAAAACUCCAAUAGUAAAUCCAUAUGCAAAGUUAAACAGCAUGUAAUUCCCUCCAAGGCCCCUUUAUUCUUUGAAAUAGAACUGGAUAAGAUGGAAAGGGCUGCUCAUCAUCGUCCAUACAAAACCAAAAAGAAGCACCAGAUAAGCAAUGGAAGAUAGAGAGUUAAUAACAAAAGAGAAAUGGCAGGUUUAACAACAUUGUCAGCACUUCCACUCAAUUCAGUGCCCAAGACUGCUCAAUCCAAAUGUGAAUCUUGUCAAACUACAUUGAAAUCAUCAACACAGCCCAGUUCAGCUUACCCAAUUUUCAGUACUCCAUUAAACAGAAUCAAGCCAAGGAGAUUGUGUGCUGGAUUAUCAGAAAUAGAGCCUGACCUCAAUGAAGAUUUUGUGGACAGAUGGAGAACCAAUGGCAUUGAUGAAGCGGAUUUCAUUUAUGGCAAAUAUGAUGAUCACCAUACAUUUUAUGAAGGUGAACAGAAGAAAGGCGCAUUUUGGAGUACAGUUGCAGAAGAGUAUGAAUCUAUAGGACCCCCAAAGGGAUUUCAAGGUUUUAUUUCUUGGAUAUUCCUUCCAGCAAUUGCUGCUGGGAUGUACUUCAACGUUCCGGGAGAAUACUUGUACAUUGGAGCUGCUGUUUUCGUUUCAUUAUUCUGUGUGAUUGAAAUGGAUAAACCAAGUGAAGCUCACAACUUUGAGCCUCAAAUAUAUAAUAUGGAGAGAGGGGCUCGUGAUAAGUUGAUCAAUGAUUACAACACCAUGGACAUUUGGGAUUUCAAUGAAAAGUAUGGUGACCUUUGGGACUUCACCAUCAAGAAAGAACCUAGUGACAUUAUGAAGAGAUGAUAGUACUGUUUGAUCAGAAUUCAGCAAACCAUAGAAAUCUUGAAAAGCUAAACAGUUUUUUUUUUGUUCUUUUGCUCUCUUUUCUCCCUCCUUAAUCUGUUGUAUGGUUGGCUAAAAUGUUGCAAAAAAAACCUGCCCAAAUGUAACAAUAUUGAUCUUCUGAUCCUGCAAGAAAUUCAUUGUAUAUAGUUGCUGAAAUCCCCCAAUGACCCAAUUAUUCUGAUUUUUUCAAAAUCGGAAUUUCACACAGGAUCGUUUUGGCGUCUCAGGAUCAGAUCAGAUUCUGGAUCGGUGAGAUUAGAUUGGCGGGAUUGAAACUAUUUAAAAUAUUAUAAUAAUUCUGAAAUU
Messenger RNA from Oldenlandia corymbosa var. corymbosa, 1244 nucleotides. The record is from the annotation of a GenBank genome assembly. NCBI's taxonomy places the organism in Eukaryota, Viridiplantae, Streptophyta, Magnoliopsida, Gentianales, Rubiaceae.